Molecule: messenger RNA, 1325 nt
Organism: Tupaia belangeri chinensis (Chinese tree shrew)
Lineage: Eukaryota; Metazoa; Chordata; Mammalia; Scandentia; Tupaiidae
Gene: TEX30
Product: testis expressed 30
Exons: 6
Coding region: 385-1062 (225 amino acids)
Source: RefSeq, a predicted model, not a curated record
CUUGACAGCCGACGUAAUGUAGUAGAUGUAACAGAUAAUGGACAAACGUUUUUUAACGGAAAGUUGAAGUAGUUGUGACAUUUUCACCCUUUCACAUGAUACGUGAUGAUUUAUUACAUUGAAGAAAAAGAGGUAGUCAUAAAAGCCAGCUAUUGAAUUCUCACCUUGUGUGGGCGCGGUGCCACACACCACGCCUGUAUUAUUUCACCGUCAGGGCAUCACUAAAACGUGGCAGUUACUCUCUCCAUUUGUAGUUGAAGACUGAAGCAGAGCCUGGCUUCAUACCCUGCUCUGUCGGAAUCCAAACCAGAGAUGAGAACCCAGGGAGAUGUCCUUUGCUUCUCAGAUGUAAUGCACUUUUAAGUUUGUUGUUCAGCAGUGAAAAUGAGUCAUACAGAGGCUAAACUAAAAAUACCUUUUGGAAAUAAGUUACUAGAUGCUGUUUGUUUGGUACCUAACAAGAGCUUAACAUAUGGAAUAAUUCUUACACAUGGAGCAUCAGGAGAUAUGAAUCUUCCUCAUUUGAUGUCACUGGCAUCCCAUCUUGCAUCCCAUGGUUUUUUUUGCCUGAGAUUUACCUGUAAAGGCCUUAAUAUUGUACACAGAAUUAAGGCAUAUAAGUCAGUUUUGAAUUACCUAAAGACCUCAGGAGAAUAUAAACUUGCAGGUGUUUUCCUUGGUGGUCGUUCAAUGGGCUCAAGAGCAGCUGCUUCUGUAAUGUGUCAUAUUGAGCCAGAUGAUGCUGAUGAUUUUGUUCGAGGUCUCAUUUGUAUUUCUUAUCCACUGCACCAUCCAAAACAGCAGCAUAAACUCAGAGAUGAAGAUCUCUUUCGUAUAAAAGAUCCUGUACUGUUUGUGUCAGGCUCAGCAGAUGAAAUGUGUGAAAAGACCUUGUUGGAGAAAGCGACACAGAAAAUGCAAGCUGCCACUAAAAUCCACUGGAUUGAGAAGGCAAAUCAUUCCAUGGCAGUUAAAGGACGGUCAACAAAUGACGUUUUCAAAGAAAUAAAUACUCAGAUUUUGUUUUGGAUUCAAGAAAUCACUGAUAUGGACAAGAAAUAAUUGUCAUUAGUUAAAAGCCAUGUUAUUUUGCAUACAAAUACUGUUAAUUUGAUAAAGAACAGUAUACCUCUCAGCAUUAUGAGAUAUAUUUCAGACUAAUUUAAUGUUCUUUAAUGUUCCCCUAUUUUUUAAACACGUUGUAAUUGUGAAUGUCCUUUACAAAAUGUCUUUUGAAAGCACUGUUACAGUUAUAUAAAGAUGAUGUACAAAUGUGAAGGUGGUCUAAAUAUAAUUUAUUUUCAUUAGUAUAGUUAUGUUUUGAA